Molecule: messenger RNA, 1081 nt
Organism: Saccostrea cuccullata (small rock oyster)
Lineage: Eukaryota; Metazoa; Mollusca; Bivalvia; Ostreida; Ostreidae
Product: fibrinogen beta chain-like
Exons: 7
Coding region: 20-985 (321 amino acids)
Source: RefSeq, a predicted model, not a curated record
CAGAUUAUAGAAAGAAGAAAUGGAUGUAUCCUAUCAAGUUUUAAACAGAAUUGGUGAGAACCAAGACGAUGGAUGCGGACUGAUUGGAAAAAACUCAGUACUGGCGAAUUCACAGCAGGAAAACAGAGAACAAAUAGGUGGAAUCCGAAAGAAAUAUAAAAAGACUUUGCUGGUCACUACGUAUACCCUACUAUUGGUUCUGUUGGUUGGAUUCAUUACAUUUGCUGUAUUAUUCGGCACUGAGAAAGACUUUGCUAACGAUUUACAAAGACAAGUGGACUGUAUAAAGAAAGAUUGGAAAUGUUUGAAUAACACACCUGUGGACUGCAGAGACCUCUAUGAUAAAGGUGUCAUAGUGUCUGGUGUUUAUAUCAUUUGUCCAUGGAAAAGAGAGGAGACAAACUUACAUUGUGUACAAGUCUACUGUGAUAUGGCUACAGAUGGCGGGGGAUGGACAGUGAUACAAAGAAGACAGUCCGGUGAUGUGAGCUUUGAACGAAAUUGGGAAGAAUAUAAGAUGGGCUUUGGAGAUGUUUCUACAAGCUACUGGAUUGGAAAUGACAUCAUACACCAAUUAACAAAAGAAAGAAGUAGUUCUCUGUACAUGGAAAUUACUCUCUUCAACGAAACAGUCCUAUAUAUAAAAUACGAAUUUUUCUUUAUCACCGAUGAAAAGACUGAUUAUAGACUGAAUAUUAGUGGAAAAGCAAAUGGAACUUUGGAAGACAGGAUAAGGAAUGUUCCACCAACAGACAUGAUCAAUGGGGCAAGAUUUAGUACUUAUGACAGGGAUAACGACCAAGCCAACACGUUGAGUUGUGCUGCUAAACACCAGGGAGGAUGGUGGAACAAUUAUUGCCAUGAUGUGUACCUUAAUGGUCCGUAUGGCUCUGCUGAGUGGCCUCAACCUUGGUUUCCACUCUUAUCUGAUGGAUCUAACAUUACCAAUACAAGAAUGAUGAUCAGGAAUGAAAAAAAGUCAUAAUAUAAAGUUUGUCAGCGAGGAUUCCCUCAAAAGCACUGUCUAUGCAUGCGAUUUAUUCUUAAUUGAUGUGAAUCUUCCAGAAUGUUAAAAAGUUCA